CAAACGUGACUGCUAGUCCAGCAUUACAAAUUGCAAACUUUGGUGAUUCUUUAGUAAGAAUUAAAUGCAAUGUGUCGGCAUCCCCAGAAGCAGUAGCUGUUGAUUGGAGAAAAGUAUCACUGGACGGCAAAACGACUACAGUGAUAGCAAACACAAAUGAUAAAUAUUACACUAUCAAUUCAACGAAUUUGACAGAACUGAAUAUUACGAAUAUCGACUUCAACGACAAUGCAAACUAUGUAUGCGUUGCCAAAAAUGCUGUUGGAACUGGAUUUAGCAAUGAUGCUAGAGUUGAUGUGAACGGCAAUUUACCAAAUGUAACUGCAACUCCGUCAUUUCAAAUAGCAUACUUUGGCGAUUCUUUAGUAACAAUCAUAUGCAGUGUGUCGGCAUUCCCCGCUGCAGAUGCUGUUGGUUGGAGAAAAGUAUCACUGGACGGUCAAACAACUACAGCAAUAAAUGCAUCAAACAGAAGUGAUAAAUAUUAUAUUGUCAAUUCAACGGCCUCGACAGAACUGAAUAUUACGAAUAUCGACUUCAACGACACUGCAAACUAUGUAUGCUUUUCCACAAAUGCUAUUGGAACCGGAUUUAGCAAUGUUGCUGGAGUUGAUGUGAAAGGCCGCACACCACAAGUUUCAAUUGCACAAAGUACCUACAAUGUUAUAUAUGGAGAGGACAUCACAAUUCCAUGUACAGUUGUUAAUAGCAAGCCAAGUCCUUUCAGAGUGACAUGGUAUUAUACCCACAUGAGCACCAAUGUUUCUAUUGUAAACAUUAGUGACCCUACCAAGUAUAGCGGUGGUACUCUGAAGAUUCCAGCUUUGACCAUUCUAAAUGCCAACAACCAAGAUGCCGGAGUGUAUAAAUGUGAAGCUGAGAAUCAAGUUAACAGUGCACAAAGCAAUGAUACGCAAUUGUAUGUUAUAGAAGGUAGUCUUUUAAUAGUAGUAUCACCAAUACUUUAUGCAGCUUUAGCAGGAGAUUCGUUGGCUAUUAUACAAUGUAAUAUAAACGGCACUUUACCAGCAACAUCAUGGGAUUGGAUAAAAACACCCAUUGAUGGAGGCAACGCUGAAGUAAUAGCGAGAGGUACAAACAAUGCAGAGAGACAAGUUGUCAAUUCUGCUUCAAAUCCUAGCUUAAAAAUAUUUAGCAUUACAGAAGAUGACGAGGGUAAUUAUCAAUGCCGAGCAUCAAAUGGGAAGUGGCAAGCCAUAAGUGGACCUGCGAUACUAAAAGUUCUAAAAGCAUCUAUAAGGGUACCACCUGGUGAUCCUCAAAUUGUUGGACCAGAAGAUAUUCAGGUUGGAAUGAAUGUUACUCUGUCAUGCAGUUCUGACGGAGGAAAUCCACCACCGUCAGUCGUAUGGAUGAGAGAUGAUAUGGUCAUUUCUUCCGGCACUAAUUCUUCAAUUUCUGGUAAUGUAACAACAACGACAUUGACCUUUACCGCAACUGAAGAUGACAAUCGUCAUGUAUAUGAAUGUCAGGUAGAUAAUGGUUUCCUCCAAAGACCACUUGUGAAAACGACAUAUGUUGCACUAAAAAAUUUACACAGGGUUCGAAGAGCAUCCAAUGACUCUAACACACCUCCAGGACAACCACGAAUAAGCGCAUUGAAUAGGUAUAACUUAGGGGAUACUGUAACUUUAGCAUGCAGUUCUAUUGGUGGAAAUCCUUUGCCUUCCGUGUAUUGGGUUAAAGAUGACAAUGAAAUUACAAUUGGUACAAGUACAUAUAGAGAUGCUGGUGUGACAACAACCCUCACGUUUACAGCGAGUUUAGAAGACCAUCUUGAAGUUCUUGAAUGUCGAGCGGAUAAUGGCGAAUUGUCGACCCAACUUGUUUCUACGACUUACAUUGAAUUGUAUUUCGCACCCCGGGCUCCGAUAGUUAACGGACCUGCAACGUUGAUUGCUGGAUCGUCUGGAAAAUGGACAUGUUCGUCUGGUAAUGGAUAUCCCGCACCAACCAUAUCUAUGAGAAUCCAAGAUCGACAAUACACAAACGAUCUUACUGUUGUACAGUCAUAUGAUAUCAUUGACAGAAGUUAUACAGUAGCUGGUACAUUGAAUUUGGUUCCAUCGUCUGAUAAAAGUGGACAAAAUCUUUGUUGUGAUGUUUCUCAUCUGUUUGAUAUUAAUACGCCUCAGUCAGUUUGCAUGCAGUUGGCAAUAGAAGAUAAAGAACAAGUACACAUUAUUAUCUACAUCAUGAUUGGAAUUGGGACAGUGUUUCUUCUCAUCAUAUUGAUAUUUUGUUACAGAAAAGCCUAUGCAAUUGGUCGGGGAAAAAAGAGAGAAGAUGCAAGUAAAUACGCACCAGAAGCACAGAGUUCCAACCAGUAUGAUUAUGAAGAUAAUACUAGAUAUCCUGAUCGCGACAGGAAUUUUGACGGGUUGGGUCCAAAUAUACAAGAGAUGCAUGUAUAUAACACAGCAGAAGAUAUUGAAGAAAACAGCCAUUAUAUGAAUAUACCUGCAGAUGACUACACUUACUUAGAACCAAUAAGUAGAACAGAUUUAUCGUCCUGAGCACAGAUGUCAUGAGUUCAAAACUGAAAAAAAUCAUGGGUUGUCUAAAACUUUUAUAGAUGUUUAGCUAUUAUUGCGUAAUAUUGCGUUUCACUCUUGUUAUGUCAAUCAGAAAUAAUUACUUUUAUCGAAGUAACUGUAUAUUCCAGAUAAUGUAGAAGACACAUAUCUGUUUACAUAAAUAAUUAAAGAUGGCGGAUAUCGAAUGUCCAUUCUCCAUCAUACAGCAUCAUCAAUUUUCGUUGAUGCUUGCAAUAGAAUAACAAUCAAAAACAUGCAACAACUACCUGGAAACAACAUUUACAUCCUUUAGAUUGCACACAUGUUCGAUGAAUAUAUAAAAUCGAAAAAAUCUAAUUGAUUACAAAUAGUAUCGAUCCUCUUUCUGUCUGAAUAAUUAAUUAGGGAGAAUCCAAAUAAAACUGACCAAUCAAAACACUUUAUCUUGUCUUAACAUAAGAGGCUCUCAAGAGGCUCUCAAAAGGGUAUCGUAAAAAGUGGAAAUUAUAUGUUAAUCUAAUUUAUAAAAAGUAAUCAAUCGUCAACAUGAAAAUAGUUAUUAAAAUAACUUGCCUUUUUAGCUCACCUGGCCCAAAGGGCCAAGUGAGCUUUUCUCAUCAUUUGGCGUCCGUCGUCCUUCGUCCGUCGUCGUCCAUCGUCGUCGUUAACUUUUUACAUUUUGAACUUCUUCUAGAGAACCACUGAAUGGAAUGAAACCAAACAUGGCAUGAAUGUUCCUUAUGAAGUGCUGACGAAGUGUUGUUACUUUGUAGCUGAUCCAUCAUCCAAGAUGGCCGCCAACAGGGGACUUAGUUUAACAUAGGACCCUAUGGGAAAUACAUACAAAUGUCAUCUUUUAGAGACCAAGUGAAUGGAAUGAAACCAAACAUGGCAUGAAUGUUCCUUAUGAGGUGCUGACCAAGUGUUGUUACUUUGCAGCCGAUCCAUCAUCCAAAAUGGCCGCCAGCGGAGGACUAAGUUUAACAUAGGACCCUAUGGGGAAAUACAUACAAAUGUCUUCUUUUAGAGAACCACUAAAUGGAAUGAAACAAAACAUGGCAUGAAUGUUUCUUAUGAAGUGAUGACCAAGUGUUGUUACUUUGCAGUCGGUCCAUCAUCCAAGAUGGCCGCCAGUGGGUGACUUAGUUUAACAUAGGACCCUAUGGGGAAAUACAUACAAAUGUCUUCUUUUGGAGAACCACUGAAUAGAAUGAAACCAAACAUAACAUGAAUGUUCCUUAUGAGGUGUUGACCAAAUGUUGUUACUUUGCAGUUGGUCCAUCAUCAAAGAUGGCCGACAGCGGGGGACUUAGUUUAACAUAGGAUCCUUUUGAAAAUAAAUACAAAUGUCUUCUUUUAGAGAACCGCUGAAUGGAAUGGAACUAAACAUGGCAUGAAUGUUCCUUAUGAGGUGUUGACCAAGUGUUGUUACUUUGCAGUCAAUCGAUCAUCCAAGAUGACCGCCAGCGGGGGACUUAGUUUAACAUAGGACCUUAUGGGAAAUACAUACAAAUGUCUUCUUUUAGAGAACCACUGAAUGGAAUAUAGAACCAAACAUGGCAGGCAUGUUCCUUAUGAGGUGCUGACCAAGUGUUGCUACUUUGUUGCCAAUUUACUGUUCAAGAUGGCCACCAGGAUAUUUUAUUAAUUAACGGGACCAAUAUUAAACAAAAUUUGGCCUCAAUCAUUAUUUGGGUAUCUGUUAUGAUUUUUAUCUAUCUUUACAUGAUUUCUAAAACCAAAAUAGAGUCAAGUGAGCGACACAGGCUCUUGAGAGCCUCUAGCUUUUUUCACCAUUAUACAUUAUUGUUCUUGAACUAAAUAUUUAUUUGUGAUGUAUUUCUGUGUUUUGCUUGAAACAGUGACAGAAUGCUUUGUUCUAGUAAAAAGGGAAUAAAACGUUUCAA
Mytilus californianus (California mussel) is the source of this 4444-nucleotide messenger RNA. RefSeq names its product peroxidasin homolog. The coding region runs from base 750 to 2537 and encodes 595 amino acids. Gene Ontology annotation, biological process: cell-cell adhesion. Lineage: Eukaryota; Metazoa; Mollusca; Bivalvia; Mytilida; Mytilidae. Gene Ontology annotation, cellular component: cell-cell junction. The transcript has 13 exons. The record is from RefSeq and is a predicted model, not a curated record. Gene Ontology annotation, molecular function: cell adhesion molecule binding.